Molecule: messenger RNA, 747 nt
Organism: Antrostomus carolinensis (chuck-will's-widow)
Lineage: Eukaryota; Metazoa; Chordata; Aves; Caprimulgiformes; Caprimulgidae
Product: solute carrier family 12 member 5-like
Biological process (GO): cell volume homeostasis; chloride transmembrane transport; potassium ion import across plasma membrane
Cellular component (GO): plasma membrane
Molecular function (GO): potassium:chloride symporter activity
Source: RefSeq, a predicted model, not a curated record
CGGGUGGCUCCUACUACAUGAUCUCGCGCUCCCUGGGACCCGAGUUUGGUGGGGCUGUGGGGCUCUGCUUCUACCUGGGCACCACCUUUGCCGGCGCCAUGUACAUCCUGGGCACCAUCGAAAUCCUGCUGGCCUACAUCUUCCCGGCCAUGGCUAUCUUCAAGGCAGAGGAUGCCAGCGGGGAGGCGGCUGCGAUGCUCAACAACAUGCGUGUGUACGGCACCUGCGUGCUGACCUGCAUGGCCACCGUGGUGUUUGUGGGGGUCAAGUACGUCAACAAGUUCGCUCUGGUCUUCCUGGGCUGUGUCAUCCUCUCCAUCCUCGCCAUCUACGCUGGUGUCAUCAAGUCGGCCUUUGACCCACCGAGCUUCCCGUGAUUCUGCCUCCUGGGCAACAGGACCCUCUCGCGCCAUGGCUUCGACCUCUGCACUAAGAUGGUGGUGGAGGGGAAUGAGACAGUGGGCUCCAAGCUCUGGGAGCUCUUCUGCACCUCCCGCUUCCUCAAUGCCACCUGUGACGAGUACUUCACCAUGAACAACGUGACUGAGAUCGAGGGCAUCCCCGGCGCUGCCAGCGGCCUCAUCCAAGAGAACCUCUGGAGCUCGUACCUGACCAAGGGCGUGAUUGUGGAGAAGCGGGCCCGCCCCCCCCCUGACACUCCGGUGGACAUGGACCAGCCCUACGUCUUCAGCGACAUGACCUCCUACUUCACACUGCUCGUCGGCAUCUACUUCCCCUCUGUCACAG